Patella vulgata (common limpet) is the source of this 7512-nucleotide messenger RNA. Its product is annotated as GTP-binding protein RAD. Gene Ontology annotation, cellular component: plasma membrane. NCBI's taxonomy places the organism in Eukaryota, Metazoa, Mollusca, Gastropoda, Patellidae. Gene Ontology annotation, molecular function: calcium channel regulator activity; GTPase activity; GTP binding. The record is from RefSeq and is a predicted model, not a curated record. The coding region runs from base 407 to 1537 and encodes 376 amino acids. The transcript is spliced from 4 exons.
UUAAAGAUUCCCCCAAGACUGUGAAGGUUGUGUUUAGUCGUCAACAAGCCAAUACAGCAGUUGAGCCAAUAUCCGAUAAUAAUAGCCAACGUAUAGAAGUGCUUGUGUAUCAAGUAUUGAUCCUAGAUCAACAUUAACCAGCACAAUACUUCAUAAAAUAUACAAUAGGCAAAAAGUUUCUUGUUUUACAGCUCCUUAAUUCCUUAUUCAAAAUGGAUUUUAAAUGUUUGCCUGAAAGAUAUGAAGUUUUACAAACAAAAACUUAUUAAGCUUUAAAACCAGACUUUACACAGCACAAUUUGAGGAUUUUUUGGUGUGGAUUUUAUUUAAAGUGUUUAAACUGGAUACUCCGCCACCCCGGAUUAACCUAGAAAGCAACGGUGCCUUUUUUGCAGAUUUCGGAAUCAUGACUCAGGGAACACAUGAGGAGAGGUUUGAAGAGCGGAGGAAAAGACGGCCCAGUGCUUCCUCCCAAACUAGUGGAAACAGUGCAGGCAGUAUCGCCUCCGAAAAUGCUCUUCCCGUACCUUUCGGUAACCAACUCCUCAUUGCUUCGGCACCUCACUCUCGGGCAUCAUCAUUCAGAAAACCACGCCCUCCGUCCAAUGAACUUGAGGUCAUUGUACCUGCUUUUCGGCGAAACAGUGUGCCUAAUUGUGCCGUUAAUCUGUUAAAUGUGCCCGACCAAGAAGAAGAUGUGAAGGGAUCAGGCGGGCGCUUGCAGCGUGUCCGGUCCUUCAAAACGACGUCCAAGGGAGUCGUAAAUCGUGGAGAUUCCUUCAAAAAGAAAAGUUCACGAAGCCUCCGACUUAUGACAACAGGUGUGGACCACAGAGACCAAAGAGGGAGAUACCUUGCUCCCGAGCAAGAGGGGUCUAUUCAUUCACACAAUUCAAAUGCACCUAGUUACUAUUCGGUGAUUGUUCUUGGAGGAGCUGGUGUAGGCAAAUCAACUCUGACACGACAGUUCAUGACCUCGGAAUAUAUCGAUACAUCAGACACUGGCGGAGAUAGUGGAGUAAUGACAGUAUCUGUAUUGUUAAAUGGUGAAGAAUCGACACUUGAAUUCAUAGAUCCACCAGAUAAAAACAUUAGCAUUGAAGAGUUACAGCUAGACGCCUAUGUUGUUGUCUUCUCCAUAACAGAUAAAGCAUCGUUUGAUACUGCCACAAAUAUCACCAAAUAUCUCAGGGUGGAACUUGGAACAGACCGGGCGAUUUUACUUGUAGCCAAUAAAACAGAUCUAGUUCGGAAGAGAAAAGUAUCAGCUGAUGAUGCUCGUUUAUUGGCCACUGGGUAUGAUUGUAAAUACGCUGAAACAUCGGCAGCCUUGAACCACCAUCUUGAUGAACUGCUGGUCGGAAUCUUAAGUCAGAUCCGCCUUAAGCUCAGUAUUCCAGUUGAACCCGUUUAUCCCAUCAAGAGUCCCACAAAGGAAAAGAAGAAACACAAAGGUCCCUUUAGUAUCUUCGCUAAACUAUUCCAGCGUAAGACCAAAAAGGUGAACUAUACUUGUGAUAAUCUGUUCACUCUGUAAUAUAAAGGUGAUUGUAAUUAUUAGGUUGUAUUAACUUUUUGAUAGAAUUCGCUGAAGAUCUUCAAAUUUUCGUUUACAUUAAACAUCGUUUUGUCGAAAAAAAAUUUUCAUCAUUGCAGACAACUGUGUACUUCUUCUACACAGGUCUUCGCUUAUUUAGAUGUAAUUAUUUAGAUAGUUGGUAUUGUGAUUGGUAUCGUGGUGAUAUUUUAGCUUUAUACUUGUCCAUGCAAUAGAUUGAUAUUUUGAAAUGAUACUAAGAACAUGUAGAUCUGUUUGUAUGUGGUAGCUUAAAUGGAUAACUCAGUUCCGGAUAUUUAUUUUAGAAUAUUUUGUUUUAUGUCCAUUGCAGGAUUAUUCAUUUCAUAGCAUCCCAACAUGCGUUUUGGGUGAAUUAUUAUAAAUAGAAUUGAAAUGAAUUAUAUAUACUCUUCCGAAAAAGUAGGGGAUAUUCAGAAACAAUACAAAACUACGGAAAUGCACUGCUGUUUUUAUUAGAGGUAACCAGUGUAUGUUAACAACAGGCCAAUUGCCUACACAUGAACAUAAACAGUUCAUAUGGGCGGCUUAUCUGACGGCCCCAUUUCACUCGCAAAGAGAUACACUGUCAAAAGUGAAAAUGGACGUUUUUGAUUUUUGUCUUAAUCAUGAGUAAUUGCUCCACCAAGCCUCAGACAUUCAACAAUUCGUCGUGGCAUGCUCCUAAUCAACCGUCCAAUCACGAUUUGGGGCAAUCUGACCCACUCCUCUUGCAGUGCCACGGCCAAUUCUUGCAGUGUUGUCGGUUGACGUUGUCGCGACGUCUCCCGAUCAUGUCACAGACAUGCUCUAUGCGAGAAAGGUCAGGACUCAUGGUUGGCCAAGGCAUAUGGACAAUAUGAUUCCUCCCCACACCACAACAGACCCACGCCCGAAUCUGGCAUGCUGUCUGACGUUAACGUUAGCAUGACGCUCAUUUACACGCCUCCAAACGCGAGCUGAUCCUAUCGGUGAAAUCCAGAGUAAAUCUGGACUCGUCUGAGAACAUUACACGCGCCCAUCGACGAUUAUCCCAAUUUCUACGCUGCCUACACCAUUGACGCCUGUUUGCCAUGUGCUGGCCAGUUAAUGGAGGCACAACACGCGGUCGUCGCGCAUGCAAAUGGGCUGCAUGUAGCCGAUUUCUAAUCGUUUGGGGUCUAACUCGAAUUCCUGUAACUUGGUACAAGUUUACAGAAAGCUAACAACGUAGCUCUAAUCAAUGUUUGUUAAUGUCGUGAUUUUAAGUUAGGAGAGGGUGACCAGGCUCCGAGUUACCUAUUUAGGGUGUUUUCCGGUAUUCAGUGUGUUUAUAGAAAGUUUAUAGAAAGCUGAUUAGCCGUUUGUCCUCGAUUUCGCAGGAUCUUUUUACGAAUGUAUCGAUCCUGGGCUUGUGUAGUGGCUCUAGGACGACCUGAACGAGAUCUAUCAUCAACAUUGUGUGUUUGUUGGUACUAGUUCCACAGUCUGCUGAUCACAGACUGUGACACAUUAAGCAUGUUAGCUACUGCUCGCUGUGUAGAACACAUUUGAAGCAUGUCAAUUGCACGUAGACGUUCAUCAUGUUGAAGACGUCUCAUUGCAAAUUAAAGGUAACACACUAAAGCAAAGAUACACUAAACAGUAAAUCUUAUGCAAGAACCGAUAGGAAAGCACACAUAGAUAGGAUAAACCAGCACACGGCAGUUUUCAUCAACCCUUCUUGAAGUGUCAAAUUUGACUAUGAACCCCUCAGUGGUUCUGUUGGGGCGAUAAGUUCUUCAUCUGUGAACAUACUCUCAAAGCAUGUCAAGUGUCCAUGACUAUUUAUCAUAUCACAACCUGCAUAGGUAUUUGCAUUUCAAUAUCCCCUACUUUUAUUGAAGAGUAUAUAUGCACAUGUCUACAUAUUAUAUAUUUAUGUAUAUAAGUUAUAUAUUUAUUGUUUACGUGCUAUAUAACUUAUAUUAGUCAUCAUGCUAUUUAUAUAUACUUAUUUGCUGUUUUAUGUAACACAAGUCUGUUAUGAUAUAGUGGAGAUACAUUUAAAUCAAAUAGAAGUGCCAGAUUUAAGACGAGCAUUACGGAAUCUGUCCACCAAUUUUUUAAUCAUAAACCUGGCCCGAGGUAUCCAUGAUGUUCAAUGUACGAACUAUACACCUAGUAUGACUCGUCGGCAGAAUCUAAAGCCCAGCCGAUUUAAGUACCAAUUAAAUUAAUCAUUUAAAUAUUAUAGAAUAUAUAUUUUAUUUCGGUGUAACAAAUGACAUUCAAAUGAUUCUUUCUCAAUUUAUACACGCUUAGGGAAAAUAGCCUGCGUGAUUUAGCACUUUCGUAAUUUCUGGUGACUGAAAUAGAUGCCAAAUUCGCCACUUAUGUAAAGGAAAAAAGGGGGGAAAACGUAAUGGUAAUGGUUACGCUAUAAAAAUCGUGAUAACCUGCUAAGUAGAAAUCUACUUUUCAGCCAAAUGUCUGUUACGUAAGAAAUUAACUAGUGUAAUUUUAGUCUUUUAACACAAUGGUGGCCAUGUUUGUAAUAGGAUAAUUAACGUCAGAUCAAAGAAUCAAUGCAUUAUUAGCCGUGUAUCAUAUCGUAACUGUGUAAAAAACAAACCCCGAAUGUUUUAAUGUAUUAAAACUAGCUUAUUUAUUGCACCAUACGAUCUCUCAUCGCCGCUUGAGUUCUCUGUUCUAGUCUUUCUUGUAUUCUCUUUAUCUUCUCUUAUUGCGAACAGUUCGUUUUUGAUCGGAAACAGUCGUUCAUGGCUGCAACUUGACAAAACUCCCUUUAAAAAGUGGGCUUGAAAUGAUAGUUAAGAUAUAAUAUACUCUUCAAAAAAAGUAGGGGAUAUUUAGAAACAAUACAAAACUGUGGAAAUGCACUGCUGUUUUUAGUAGGUAACCAGUGUAUGUUAAUAACAGGUCAAUUGCCUGCACAUGAACAAAACAGUUCAUAUGGGCGGUUAAGUGAAAAUAGACGUUUUUGAUUUUUGUCUUAAUAAUGAGUAAUUGCUCCACCAAUCCUCAGACAUUCAGCAAUUCCUCGUGGCAUGCUCCUAAUCAACCGUCCAAUCACGAUUUGGGGCAAUCUGACCCACUCCUCUUGCAGUGCCACGGUCAAUUCUUGCAGUGUUGUCGGUUGACCUUGACGUCGACGAACACGUCUCCCGAUCAAAUUAAACGUAACACACUAAAGCAAAGAUACGCUAAACAGUAAAUCUUAUGCAUAUGUGAACAUACUCUCAAAGCAUGUCAAAUGCCCAUGACUAUUUAUCAUAUCGCAACCUGCAUAGGUAUUUGCAUUUCAAUAUCCCCCACUUUCUUUGAAGAGUAUAUAUAUAUAUAAGAAACAAAAUUUGUAGAUUUCAAUGGGCAGCACACACGCUGUAGACGCCAAAUAUACUUUUAUGUACAAUACUUUUAUCAAGAACUUUUAGUUGUAAUGCACUAUGUGUUAAAAUCUUGGUUAUUUUCAAUUUAAACACAUGUGUGUUUUGCGAUGGGAUUCUUUCUUCCGGGAGGUUAAGUAUUUACUAAAUACUGUUAUCUUUAUUAAUUAUGGAGCGCCGUUUGUAGCUUGCAAGGAGAAUUAAUAUACUUUCAAAUUACACUUAUAUAAUUAUUAAAGACUAUUGUUUUGAAAAAUUUAGUGUAAAAACAUGAAACCAAAUCAAUGAUAACAUUCUAGAAAAGCUAUUCCUCGUUGAUUUAAAAUCUGCUAAAAGGGACAUAAACAAUAUUAGUAAAGAUUUUUAUGUUUAUUAGUAUAAUCUGUUUGUUUUGCACAGAUCAAGAUAAAAAAGUUGAUAUAGUUUAAAAUAACCUACUAAUUGUGUGGUAUAAAGAGACGAUACACUUAGCACUGUUGAUUUUUUUUCUAUUCUGUUACACAGUAGCUUACACAUAUGUCAUUCUAUCAACUAUUUUAGUAACAAUUUUACAGCAAUUCGAUGCUGAUAAGGAUUUAAGGUGAAUAGAUUCUAAUUCUGAAAUGGCGAUAAACGACAAAAACGUGUAUCAGUGAUGGCAAAAUAGGAACCAUGACAUCACCAUUGGUUAAUGGUAUAUCAUAGCGAUAAAAAAUGUGGUGUGAAUGCCGCUGAUUUUCUAUCAUUGACGUCAUGAAAUCUACUGAUAAUGCUAUUAUGUCAUUAAAAUCGUGCGGAUAAGUGGCAACAGUUGUGAAUUCUAAUGGCACCACCCAAAAACCAAACGUUUAAUGAUGGAUAAAGAGAUAAGUCAUCAGUCUGAAACAAGAGAUUUAUGUUCAAAACCAUAAAAGCCAGGUGUUCGGGUUUUAGAUGCUGUGAUGAACAAACAAUAAAAAAAAUCAUUUGUCUGAUUAAUUUGUGCCUUGUUUGAAGUUAAAAAGAGGCGAAAAUAACCUGAAGUACAAUAUUAGCUCUGAUAUUUUAAAGCGACAAAUGACUGAUUUGACAAAAAUAAAUUAAAGAACAGUAACUGUUGUUUAUCUGUUUUCAACCAGGUCGUUGGUAGAUAAUUAUUUGAAAAGCCAGACAGCCAUAUUGCAUUGCGAGAUUUCUGUUUAAAUGUAUUGCUCUAUUGAAAGCUUUUAGUGGAAUUAGUUAUGUUGCUGCUUUUGGCUCCAACUAAUAAUUAUAUACUCGAAGACAUAAAUAAGCGCCAAUCACCAAUGUUAGUAAACUCGAGUAGUUUGCACUUAAUUCAAUUAUUGAAACAGAAUAAAAUACUUUACUGGUAGUAGGGGAAACAAGCCCAAUCAACAGAGAACUUAACUUUCAAGCAAGGUACAUUUUAGACAGAAUUAAACAUGAAUCCGUCUUAAAGAAAGCAAAUAAAUCACAUGCCAAUGAUCCACUUGCUAUUUGUUUGUCUACCUGACAAAAAACCUAUAGGAAUUCAGACAGAUGUAAUAGAUUUACUGUUAUAGCUGUUUUGGGAUUUUGUUUAAAUUGUCGUAGAUUAAAUGGAUUAGAGCCAUCUGUAGAAAGUACUAAAAUCUACACCUUAAGUCUUUUAUCUUGGGUACUGUGGAACUUGUUUUAAUUAUCUAUAGUCGGGUAUUCUGUUUUAUGUUAGAUUUGAUUAUGUUCAACAAAUUCACUCGGUCUAUUUAUUUUAAAAUAAUGAAUACUAUAAUUGAUUAUAUCAAAUAGUUUAUAAGAAAAACAUGUAAAGCUGAUUCAAAUGAAUCACUAGUGUAAUUCAGAUCGAGUAAACGUUUAGUAAUGUUGAUUUGUAUGUGUAUUUAAGCUUUACUUGUAUGGGCAAAUUAAGCAACACAUUACCGUUAACUUCCUUAGAUAUACUCGUAUAAAAAAUUAUAUAAAUUAUUAUAACCAUAUUAACUUAGCAUUCUUUCUGUUGAAAACGAAAUAAGGUUUAAAUUAUUAAUUUUCUGUUCCAACUCGGCUAGUAAAGACGGCUUUCAUUUGAAUAAUGAACACGUGCAAAUUUAAUAUCGUUAAGAUAAAAUUAAGCAAUUAUUGUAUAAAUGUAUUCACCUGACCCCAUGACCUGACCUAUUUUAUUUACAUUAUCAACUGAAACAUUUGAACUUUGAUAUUAAUUAAGAUUUACUGUAUUUGUUAAAAUAUUCAUCCAAUAUUUAUUUUAUAUUCAUAUAUAUGCAUUUGUACAUUUAACAAUCAUUGUCAUUAAAAAAAAAAUUAAAACAUAAUGGUUAUUUAUCAAUGUGUGCAAUAAAUGUAAUAUCAUUAUAGUAUUUAUCUUUAUUAAUACUUAUGACAUGUUAUUAACUGAUUAUUAUAUCAUGAUGUAUGACACGUCUUUUUAAUCGGAAUCGAUGUUUGUGUCAGAUUAUUUGUGAAAUUGUAAAGACAGUUAUUUUGUGCGAGAUCUGUAUUUAUUGUAAUAAGUUGGCGUGCAUCGAGUAUAUUCUAACAGGGGUUGCCGAGUUCAUGUAAAUACUGUUUAUAUAAUAAACAUCAUAAAUGAAUUGUAAAUAUUUUUGAUAAUAAAUAUCUUGUAUUUGA